Molecule: messenger RNA, 1797 nt
Organism: Spodoptera litura
Lineage: Eukaryota; Metazoa; Arthropoda; Insecta; Lepidoptera; Noctuidae
Product: juvenile hormone esterase-like
Source: RefSeq, a predicted model, not a curated record
CUCUCAAGUGGACAAAAUGAAUAUUUUACUGUUAUGCUUCGUUGCAUUCUGCACAUUUAAAACAAUAGUGUGCGAUGAUCCCAUAGUUGAAGUUGAACAGGGAUUGUUGCGCGGCAAACUCCAGGAUGCUGUCGUAGGUGGAUAUCAGUUCUACAGUUUUGAAAACGUUCCCUACGCAAAACCACCCGUCGGAGACCUGAGAUUCAAGGCACCCGAAGAACCAGAAUCAUGGGAAGGCGUCAGGGAUGCGACCGCUCUAGGACCCAUGUGCCCACAGUUCAGUCCCUUGACUGGCAUCUUGAAACUUGGCAGUGAAGACUGUCUCUCCGCUAACAUAUACACUCGCAAUUUAACAGGAAAGGCACCCGUUAUAGUCUACAUGUCUGGCUUUGCCUACUUCUUUGAUGGAGAUUAUGAAAAUCUCUAUGGAGCUGAUUAUUUGGUCAAAGAUUUGGUAGUAGUCACAUUUAAUCACAGAAAGGAUGUACUCGGUUUUCUAAACCUUGGAAUUAAAGACGUUCCCGGAAAUGCUGCUCUGAGAGAUCAAGUUUUACUUCUUGAAUGGGUACAAAAGAAUAUUGCAGCAUUUGGAGGUGAUCCAGACAGCGUUACUUUAGCUGGGUUAAGUUCUGGUUCAGCAGCAAUUGCGCAUCACUUGAUGUCACCAUUAUCCACAGGACUAUUCCAUAGGGCUAUUAUGCUUAGUGGAGUACCUACUUGUGAUGCUAUACUCUCAUAUAAAGUUAAGGAAAAAUCUUUCCUCCUUGGCAAACAAUUAGGAUAUGAUGGUGAAUCUGCAGAGGAGUUAUUAAGUUACCUUCAAAGUUUACCCUAUGAAGAUCUGAUUUACAAAAUGGUAUACGUUUCAUCUGAUGAAGAAAAGCAUAGUCAGUUGUUGAAGAAAAUGUCUACAUUUGUGCCAGUUAUCGAAGAAGAUUUUGGUCAAGAUAGAUUUAUCAGCGAGGAUAUUGCGAGCGCUUUAGAAAAUGGACUGGUCAACAAAGUUGAAGUCUUGAUUGGAUAUUCUGACCAAGAAGCUUUGAUUGUCGUUAAUCAGUAUGCCGAUUACAUGUUGAACCUCUUCAAGAAUGACCCACUACUUUUCGUUCCCAACAAAAUAUUGUACCAGGAGGACAUUGAGGACAAAAAACUGGCAAUCGCUAAUUCGAUCAAAGAGUAUUACUUGGGAGAUAAAGAAGUGAGCGUAGAUAACAUGAAAGAAUUCGUUCAGUGCAACAGCCACUCCUGCAUGAUAUACGAUGUUUUGAAAUUCGCACAAAAGGUUUCUAAACUUACUGAUACGUAUUUGUUAAAAUUCAGUAGUGUUUCAAGCAGGAACGUGUACGGUAAUGAGGGACAGAAGUACGGCAUUACAGGAGCUUCUCAUGGAGACACCGUCUUGUACAUGUUUGACCCUAAACCAUUGAAUAUGGUUGUAAGCGCUGACAGCGAGGAAUACGCUCUUAUCACACAAUUUGUAGGCAGUCUAUCCAACUUUGCAGCGACUGGCAAACCUUCCGCUGACUGCCCUCAAUUCGACGUUGACAGCCAGAACUAUGUAGAAUUCACAGACUCUAUGACUUGUAAACAAGGGCCUAACAGUGAUGACAUUGCAUUCUGGGACAGCAUCUACGAACAGGCGAACCACCCUAUCUACCCAUACUGAUAUGAUGACCAAUAUCCAGGGUCAUUUUUCACUUUAUAUCAACACAGCUUUUAGUUUCAGGCUUCUGUUGUUUUUCUUUAAAUGAUUAUGUUGUCAUUGUUAAAAUGUCUUGUCUACUUUUGGUAAAAAGA